AUGCGGCCCCUGCCCAGGAAUGAAGAUCCUCCUCUUCCAUUGUUUUUCAACGACGACAUCUUCCCUUUACAUCCGCAAACCAUGGAUCUUCUAGCACGCGACUACCACGCCGCCCUUUCCGCCCAAAACGGGCACCUCCUCGCCGCUACCAUCUCCCCUAUAGCACCCGCCCGCUACCUCAACCGCCUCGAAUCCAUCUACCAUUCCACAAACCACGCGUCCGUCUCCCAAGACGUCAGCUACGCCCUUACCAAGAACUUUUCGCGCUCCAUAUCUCAAGAAGACCGCCAGACCAUCGAGGCUUGGAGCGACAUCUACGUCGCCUACUGGCACGCCGUUGGCGCCCUGCUCGCCGCCGAAGAAGAUGCCGAUGACGGAAGAGUGUGGAGCAAAGUGUACGAUACGUGGAAAGAUGUGGUAAAUGCCGUCAUACGAGGCUAUAGCUCGGGCUUGUUCGAGAAUUGGACGCUGCCGGUGCUGUAUCUGGUUGGCAAACACCUGAGGGUCUUUGGCAUAAAGGCCGAUGCGACGAAGAGCAGCGCGGAUGGGCAGACGGCUGUGGAUAUGGGUGGGAUACAAGACGAUAUAGCGGGCGAUUUUGGGAAGAACGAGAAAUUGGAGGAUGCGGCGAGGGUGCUGAAUCGGAUGUUCACGCUGUGUAUUAGUGAUAGAGCGCCCCUUCCCGAAUCUCGCAAAUGGGGACUCUACCACGCCGCCAACCUUCUCUUCAAAACCUACUUCCGACUCAACUCAAUCUCUCUCUGCAAGAACAUCUUACGCGCCAUCUCUGCCUCCUCCACCGACAUGCCUCCAGACUCCCAGUUCCCAAAAUCGCACAUCUGCACCUUCAAGUACUACGUCGGCGUCAUCCAAUUCCUAUCCGAGGACUACACCGCCGCAGAAGAGAACUUAUUAGCCGCCCUAGCUCUAUGCCAUCACUCUGCCAGAAGGAACAAGGCAUUGAUACUGACGUAUCUGAUCCCAACGAGACUGCUAACAAACCGGUCUCUGCCGACCGCGAGACUUCUGAGGACAUAUCCAGAGCUCGAAGGUUUAUUCGUGCCGCUCAUCGGUGCUAUCAAGCUUGGCUCGCUAGCAGACUUCGACAGAGCAUUGAGCGCAGGCGAACGGGCAUUUGUGAAGCGCAGAGUCUAUCUCACUCUAGAGCGGGGGCGGGACUUGUGUUUGAGAAAUCUACUCAGGCAGGUUUAUCUGCAGGCUGGGGAGGACGCAGAAGGGAAGAAGAGGACGAGGAUUCGGGUUGAUGAAUUUGGUGCUGCGGUGAAGUUUUCUGAGGGAUUCGGUGGUGCCGGGGCUGAUGUGCAGAUGAGGGAUGCGCUGGGCUUGGGGGAGAUGGGGAAUGAUGAGGUGGAGUGCUUGUUGGCUAAUAUGAUCUACAAGGUAAGUCAGUCACCUUGGUCAAGUCGUCUUUGUCUCUUCUUCACACUGCUAUUAUCGAGACGGAUUGGAAAAGGUGUUGAUGAGAAGCAGAAUCUAAUGAAAGGCUACAUCUCGCGCGCCCACGGGAUGGUCGUCCUCUCAAAAGCAGGCGCGUUUCCUGGGACAGGUGUAUGA
Messenger RNA from Bacidia gigantensis, 1575 nucleotides. RefSeq lists its product as uncharacterized. The record is from RefSeq and is a predicted model, not a curated record. The transcript has 2 exons. Gene Ontology annotation, cellular component: transcription export complex 2. Gene Ontology annotation, molecular function: RNA binding; double-stranded DNA binding. NCBI's taxonomy places the organism in Eukaryota, Fungi, Ascomycota, Lecanoromycetes, Lecanorales, Ramalinaceae. Gene Ontology annotation, biological process: poly(A)+ mRNA export from nucleus; transcription elongation by RNA polymerase II; post-transcriptional tethering of RNA polymerase II gene DNA at nuclear periphery. The coding region runs from base 1 to 1575 and encodes 524 amino acids.